Molecule: messenger RNA, 710 nt
Organism: Vigna umbellata (rice bean)
Lineage: Eukaryota; Viridiplantae; Streptophyta; Magnoliopsida; Fabales; Fabaceae
Source: RefSeq, a predicted model, not a curated record
AUGAGAAACUUAGUACUAGUACCACUGAUUUUGCUUGUUCUUGCUGGUUUUCUAUCCAAGGCAAAAGGGUUUAUGCAACCAUUUACAGAUCGUCCUGAUGCACUCUGGGCUGACAUAUUGUCUGAUCGUUUCCUUGAUCCAUUUCGUGCGUUAGAGCAAAUCCCAUUUGGGUUUGGUAAAGAUCAGGCAUCCAUGGCUGUGUCACCUGCACGAGUAGAUUGGAAGGAGACACCAGAGGGACAUGUUAUAAUGAUAGAUGUGCCAGGGUUGACGAAAAAUGAUAUAAAGAUAGAAGUGGAGGGGAAUACAGUGCUGAGAGUGAGUGGAGAAAGGAAGAAGGAGGAGGAGAAGGAAGGGGAUCACUGGCAUAGAGUGGAGAGAUCUUAUGGCAAAUUCUGGAGGCAGUUCAAGUUACCAGACAAUGUAGAUUUUGAUUCUCUCAAGGCUAGGUUAGAGAAUGGAGUGCUUACUCUCACCAUGGCCAAGUUGUCACCUGAAAAGACCAAAGCUUCAAGGGUGGUUAACAUUGCAGGGGAUGAUGAGCGCAAGCAAGAUCUUUGAAUUAUUAAUAAAUGAUAAUAACAAUACUCCCGUGGACUUUUUGUGUGCUAAUAAAUGAUCGAUAAAAAAGGGUAUGUACUCUGAGCAAGGAUUUUGUGGAUAAAAGAGUUCUACAGAGAUCUUUGGUUGUUAUCAUGUAACACUGGUCU